UUCCAAAGCAUACUAAGAUCAUAUUCUACAGGGACUUAGCUUUCUUGUCUGUCCUUACGCUCGCUCACCUACGUGAUUUUCCAUGCUCUUCAAAACAAAUUCAACUUAUGCUACAUAAAUGUCUUCACUACUUUUUAUGUGCAAUCCUUGCUCUUUCUUACUUUCUGCACAGUGGCGUCCUUAGUCGCGCGCUUUGAAGCUAUGACUACCACCUCAAACGACCAUUUAGGUGGGCGAAAAUCUCCACUCUCUCAAUCCCAAAUGCCACCUGCCGAUGAAUGUCAGAUGGGUCAAAACUUCUUGCAGAUCAUCCGCCCACACCAGCCGACUGUUGAUGAUGUUUCUCAGUAUGAAUUGGUUUCACGAGUAGAAUGGAAUGACAAGAAACUAUCAAGGUAUUCUUUAGAUUUGACCGUCCAGCCGACUGUUGAUGAUGUUUCUCAGUAUGAAUUGGUUUCACGAGUAGCAUGGAAUGACAAGAAACCAUCAAGGAACGAGGAAAUUAACAAAUUGGCUAAUGAUGAUGAUAAUUCAGAGGCAAAUCAUAUCAGGCCUGUCCCCAUAGCCCAACGUCCAAGCCCUUAUACAAACAGUAAACCAACUUGUGAAUCUCCGUUCAGUUCAGGCAAGGAAAGUAAUACUAUCCUAUCUACUUUUGUUUCUUUGAGCAGGAGGUGCUUUAAAAUGGAAGAUAGAGAAAUUACUGCUCAAAAUUUUGAAAAGAAAUUGAUCCAAAACAAACCCAAGGUUAUAAGCUCCGGUGAGGAGUUCCGUAGAAGAUUAGAAGCUCCGAUUAUUAAAGUGAUUUGUCUUCUGUGGCAUACACUUACAAGUGCACAAAGAUGUGGUCAAUUCAAAUCCAACAACACACAGACCAAACAAAUGUCUGCAUUUGAAUUAUGUACGCUAAAGCUACCGAAAGCAAAAUGCUCAUUGAUCUCAGAAAGAGAAACAUCUGCUGCAACAGCAACUGUUGAGCCCGAAAUACCAAACGAAAGUCAGGAAACUGAAACAGAAGAAAGAGAUCUACAGUUUUUGUGGGCAGAAACAUGGCGACCAAAAAGAUUGGGAGAUUUCCUGUGUCACAAGCAACAAGUACGAGAACUUCAGUUGCUGGUUUCUCAAAGGCGAUGUCCACAUAUGAUUUUUGAAGGUCCUCCUGGUGUAGGGAAAACUUCCCUUGUUCGAGCUAUGAUCCAAGAAAUAUUUCAAAGUCAAGAGCAAAUUAGACAUGGAAAAAUAACAAUCCAAGUGGGGACUUGGGCAGAAUCAGUGACCAAAAUUGUUGUGCCUAUAAAGGCAACUUCAAACCACAUAGAAAUCAACCUCAGCAACUUGAGUGGCUAUGAGAGGAACAUUAUUGGCUUGCUUAUCAGGGAACUCCACAAGGCCAGGCUUGAAACCAAUAUGACAGAAUCUGCUGUAGACUAUAAAGUUAUAGUAAUUGGUGAGGCUGAUAAGCUUACCAGUGAUGUUCAACAGUAUAUCCACUGGCUAAUGGAACGUUACCAAGAUUCAUGCAAGCUUAUUUUCUGUUGCUCUACUGUCAACAAUCUUCAAUCUAUAAGUUCUCUCUGCAAGGUCAUUGAAAUUGAACCUCCAACAAAUGAGCAGAUGAUAGAAGUUCUUGAGCAUAUUGCAAAGAAAGAGGGGAUAACUUUACCUAGACCUUUUGCACAACGAAUAGCAGAGAAUUCAGACAAAAAUCUUCGCCAAGCAAUCAGAUCCUUGGAGGCCUGUUCAAGAUCUCAAUAUCCAUUCAUAGAGGAUCAAAAGAUUCUAACAGGCUGGGAAGAUGAUAUUACAAAAAUUGCACAAUACAUCAUGGAGGAGCAGAGUCCAAAACAGCUCUAUAAAAUCCGAGGCAAGCUUCAAAAUCUAGUUAUACACAACGUGGAUCCAAGUUUUGUUUUCACUUUUUUGGUGGAAGAACUUAAGCACAAUUUAGAUGAUAAUUUGCAGAUGAAACUUCAGAAUCUCUAUGUGGCUUUCAAAGGCAAUAGCUUCAACGAUGGAGAACCUUUGACAGAAAAUCAAAGGACUCGAGAUCGUGUUCAGCAUGCAAAAAGAAAUGCGUAUCUCUAUGUCAAAAUAGAAGAGUUCACAGCCAGGUGUAUGAGUGUCUACAAAUCAAUGAAAACGAGACCAACAUGAUCAAAAUCAAAUUCAAUGGGAAUAAAAUCCAACUAGCAUUCCUUCAAAGUUACACGAAUCAAAAGUACAGGCAUUGUUUACCAAGAAUUGAUGGAUUUGGAACUUUGAUAUAAACAAGUUAAUAACAAAAGAAAUGAAAUUUUCAAAGCCAAGGUUAUCUAAGUAUUAUAAUUAUAAUAUUUUGAUUCUCCUUGAACUAUGGCUUUUAAAGCAGUAUCUUAUUUUUCAAAUAAGAAAGAAAGUAUUAAAGAUCUUAUUUGUUUCCACCAGAAAAUAGGUGUCAGCCAUGGUGCCCGUGCUUUAAGAUUCACCUGGCAUUGAGUUGCCAUACAGUCUUAUACAUCUCCACCAGAAAAUGCGUGGAGUCCAUUGUGUCCCAGCUUUGAGCUUUGCUUGGCGUUGCAUUGUCAUACUUGUAUGAAUAUUUCAUUGGUUUUGGUCCUUAUGGACUAAUUUUUAAGGUC
Messenger RNA from Cryptomeria japonica (Japanese cedar), 2618 nucleotides. Its product is annotated as replication factor C subunit 3. The record is from RefSeq and is a predicted model, not a curated record. Gene Ontology annotation, molecular function: ATP hydrolysis activity; DNA binding; DNA clamp loader activity. The transcript has 12 exons. Gene Ontology annotation, biological process: DNA repair; DNA-templated DNA replication. The coding region runs from base 202 to 2154 and encodes 650 amino acids. Gene Ontology annotation, cellular component: nucleus; DNA replication factor C complex. NCBI's taxonomy places the organism in Eukaryota, Viridiplantae, Streptophyta, Pinopsida, Cupressales, Cupressaceae.